AUGAGCUCAACUAACCUCACAUACACGUUUAGUCACACAUCACCUUACCGACAAGACAAUUACUAUUCGAAAAAUGGUGACCAUGGGGAACUAUUUGACCAUAGGCGUGGUUCAUUUGAUAACCCACCGAAUCCCUCCUCCCAACACCCCCAGGGUACACCAUCCUUCCGUGGAAACUAUGCUAGCUCUCGCGGGAAUCACGCCCAUCAGGGCCCCGACCGUCGUUUCUCAGGCUCCGGUCCCUCUUCGAGCAACAACAAUAGAUCAUCGCACAUGGAUGACAAAGGCCAUUUCAACAACUCACAAUGGACAGCACCUGGAUCCCGUGGCCACUCUGGACAAGACAGCCCAAGAAUGGGACACAACCACGGAUCGCAAACCCCUUCCACACGACCUCCAUCUGCCAAUGAUCCACAAUCUCCAAGGGCAGUGGAUAGUGGUGACCAUCUCCGACCUGCUCCUAAGGCAUUCUCAAGAGAAGAGGAUGUCCAGCCAGGACCCGAAGGUGAUGGUCCACGAAAAAUGCCUCCGCCUACCCGAGAUGCGCCGCCCACUAGCCCGGCAGAGAGCCGUGGAAAAAUCAGCUUUACCUUCAAAGCUAAAAGCACGCCGGCGCCUGCUCCGAAGCCAGUGCCUGACCUUGCACAGCGUAUGCAGGUCCGCGAACCGCCACCCCGUGCUCCUCCUCUAUCUGAAGCACCAUCCCCUCGCAAUCGAUUGACGAAUGGGCCAUUGCCUAAAUUCAAGCCCGAACCACGUUUUGAUCGCUUUGAUCGAGACCGCGGAAGGGAUCGGGGACGGGAUCGUGGUCGAGAUCGCGGAAGAGAUCGUGGUCGAGACAGAGAACGAGACUUUGACCGAAGAGAUCACAGGGAUCACAGGGAUCACAGAGACCUCCGAGAACCCCACGGCCGAAGAGAAGAUCAUCGAUUCGACCAGCGUCGUGAGCGCGGAAGGGGAGACCGCCGCCCAGACUUCCGACAAGAUCGUCGCAGAGACUUCACUCCCGAACCACCAAGGGAACUCCCACCUCCACCGAAGCAAACCAAGAUUGUCCUCCGCCCUAAGCCACGUCCCAAGCUGUCCGAGGAAUUUGCCAAGGCCGAUUCCGUCUAUUAUCGCAAGCCAGGCAAUGAAUCUGUCAUUGGCGCGGGCACGUACGGAAAGGUCUUCAAAGGAAUCCACGUGUAUACUCAACGCAAGGUUGCAUUGAAGAAGAUCCGAAUGGAGGGCGAAAAGGAUGGAUUUCCUGUGACCGCUGUGCGCGAGAUCAAGCUGCUCCAACACCUCCGCAAUAACAACGUCGUGAGCCUUUUAGAGGUUAUGGUCGAGAACAACGAAUGCUUUAUGGUGUUCGAAUAUCUCUCGCAUGACCUCACUGGCCUGAUCAAUCAUCCCACCUUCGCACUAACUCUCGCCCAUAAGAAGGACCUGGCGAAACAAUUGUUCGGAGGUCUGAACUAUCUUCACCACCGAGGUGUCCUUCACCGUGACAUCAAAGCCGCCAACAUUCUCGUCAGCAACCAAGGGCUAUUAAAAUAUGCGGACUUCGGUCUAGCUCGAUUCUUUUCAAAGAGCCGACCCCUGGAUUACACCAACCGUGUGAUCACUAUCUGGUACCGUCCGCCUGAGCUUCUCCUCGGCGAAACUCGCUACGGCCCCGCUGUUGAUGUCUGGAGUGCCGCAUGUGUCUUCAUAGAAAUGUUCACGAAGAAGGCCGUAUUCCCGGGCGAAGGAGGCGAGCUCAGCCAGCUCGAGAAACUCUACAACUGCUUGGGUACACCGAAUCGUGCCGACUGGCCGGACCUUGUCGAGAUGCCCUGGUUCCAACUGAUGCGGCCCACCGAACGGAAGAAGCGAGUCUUUGAAGAUAUGUAUCGCGAGAUUUUAUCUCCCGAUGCGCUAGACCUCAUUUCCCAAAUCUUCCGAUACGAUCCGGCAAAGCGACCGAGUGCGGAAGAAGUCCUCAACCAUUCCUACUUCACGUCCGAAGCACCCGCUCCGCAACAAGCCAUCGAGUAA
Penicillium manginii is the source of this 2022-nucleotide messenger RNA. Its product is annotated as putative protein kinase. Gene Ontology annotation, cellular component: cyclin/CDK positive transcription elongation factor complex; nucleus. The coding region runs from base 1 to 2022 and encodes 673 amino acids. Gene Ontology annotation, biological process: transcription elongation by RNA polymerase II; protein phosphorylation; positive regulation of transcription elongation by RNA polymerase II. The record is from RefSeq and is a predicted model, not a curated record. The transcript has a single exon. Lineage: Eukaryota; Fungi; Ascomycota; Eurotiomycetes; Eurotiales; Aspergillaceae. Gene Ontology annotation, molecular function: cyclin binding; RNA polymerase II CTD heptapeptide repeat kinase activity; cyclin-dependent protein serine/threonine kinase activity.